Hypanus sabinus (Atlantic stingray) is the source of this 4687-nucleotide messenger RNA. RefSeq names its product family with sequence similarity 43 member B (gene fam43b). The coding region runs from base 507 to 1403 and encodes 298 amino acids. NCBI's taxonomy places the organism in Eukaryota, Metazoa, Chordata, Chondrichthyes, Myliobatiformes, Dasyatidae. The transcript has a single exon. The record is from RefSeq and is a predicted model, not a curated record.
UCGGGUUAUAAGCAUCACUCACUCACUCACACACACACCGGAGUAACAGUAAACUGACAGCGGGCGUUUCGCUUGAUGGGAAAAGUUAAACAAAUCACGGUGUGAACUUUCCCUCGGGACAGCGCGCCCAUCGCUUUCAGCGAAGCGGUAUUCUGAGACCCUCCGGCUCCAGAGACGAAGGACGCUGAGAGUAUGUGAACGCCGAUUACCAAUCCCUUCCAACCUGUACUCCGAACCGUGAGUACUGAAGAUUGCCUGAUCUGUAGCGGCAUUUGAAUUCCAUCCGGAGAAUUUCAUGGACAGGGCUUCAGAGAAGAGAUGGUCAACGAACAACGCGUGUGAUCCCCGGCUGUGUGUUUGUGGGUGUUCCCCCGAUUCUGGGCACGGGUGAAAGCCACACCUCCCCGUUCAAGAGGCGGGGUACCGGGUGCUGGAAGGAGGGAGGGAGGGGCGAGUGUUCCGAGGCAGCUGGCCACUCGCCGUCUCGGAGCCCCAGCGAGCCGGCCAUGCUGCCGUGGCGGAGGGGCAAAGCGGUGCUGGCGGAGGAUGAGGGGCGGCGGAAAGCGAAGCGGUGGCUGUCCGAGCGCUCGUUGCUUGCCUCGGUGGCCCGGCGGGCUUGCCCAGCUUUCUGGUCCGACCGCCCUCUCCAGCGGCUCGGAGGGAUCUUCAAGCGCCGCCGGCGCAAGGUCCAGUUGAACAGGGACAACCCGAGCCACAGCGUGCGCUACCUGGGCAAUGCGGUGACCCUGCGGGCCAGGGGUGAAGGUUGCACCGACCAGGUGGUGAGUAAGAUCUGGGCCAGGAGCGACCAGGGCACGGCCGGGGCGCGGAUGCAAUUGACGGUCGGGCCGCAUGGGAUCCGCCUGUGCCCCACCGACCCCUGCGGCGGCCACUCGGGCCAUCUGUACUUGCUGCGCCGGAUCACCCACUGUGGAGCCGACGUCCAGCGCCCCCAGGUCUUCGCCUGGGUCUACCGGCACCAGCUUAAGAACAAGGCGGUGUUGCUGCGAUGUCACGCCGUUCGGCUGAGCAAGGCGACCAAAGCCCGGGACGUCGCCCUCUUCCUGCUGCGCACCUCCAGCUCGGCGCUCGACGAUUUCAAGCGGCUCAAGAGGCUGGAGGACGCCCGGCACCGGCGACAGGAGCGGCUCGGGGACCCUGCAUUGCCCCUGGCUCCGCUCCGGAGGCUGCUCAACUCACCGUGCCCGUACCGGGCGGGCUCCGAGCGCUGGAGGAACCCGGCGGCGCUCUGCUCCAUCGCCGAAGACGCGGCGGGCGAGCAGGAGGACGAUGAGCCCGACGUCGGUGGCAUCUCCCGGCGGAUCGACUCCUGCACCAUCGCCGACGAAGCUCCAACCCACCCGGACGGCCACUCUAAGGCGGCUUCGCCAGGCUCUAACUGAUCUCUCCACCGAGGGUCCCGAGGACAACAGGAGGCGUACCGACCUCCAACCCUUCUUGUUUUCUCCCCACUCUGUUCUCCAGGUACUCCACCUCCUCUCCCACUUUACAACCCUACCCCUCCACUUCAUUUGCCUACCCCUCCGUUCCCUCUUUGCUCCCUCACCCCUCCAGCUCCAACACUCUUUCCUCCAAUCCCCUUCCCCCGACUCACUUCCAACCCAUUCGCCCACUCUCACCCCACCCUCGCCUUGAAUUCUGACCCAGAUUCCUCUCCCCCCCCCCACCCUGAACCCACGCUCCCUCCUUUCCCACUCUCUGUCCCCUGCCCAGAUCCCACCAGGGCAGAAAGAGUCAGCGGGCAGCCGGUGAAUCGGGAUAGGAUCGCACCAGACUAACGCCGCUCAUUUCGGACAAUACCCACCCGGCUCGGAGGCCGCUGACAGAUCGGCUCUGCGAUACAAGAAGGAACCUUAAAUGCCGGUUUACCAUGCCGCUGCCAGGCUCGAGUCACAGGAGCGAAAUGCAUGUUCUGAACAGCUUUAGAAACUGUUUUUACCAGCGAAGUGUUUGAGACACGCGAGUAUGAACUGACUGGUAAACUUCUGGGGAAAGUGAAGUUGUUCGUUGAUUGGGGUCAGGGCCCGGAGCUACCGGGUGACCCAUUCGUUGGUUCAGAGGGUGAAGUUACCAAGCGGCCUCUGUCAGUAGUCCCGUGGACAGACGCGCAACCUCACGGCAGGGCGAAGAGGAAAUGGAACCGGUCGGGCUGUGAUGCUGGAGAAUUAAGAGGCUGCAAAUGCCCGAAUCUGGGGCGACUCUCCAAAAGCUGGGGGAACUCAGCGGGACCAGCAGCGUCUGUGGGGAGCAUUCCCCUCCACAGAUUCAGCCUGAGUCCAUCCAUCUGUUGCUCCAGACUCCGGCAUCUGAUGUCCCUCGUGUCCCCCUGAGACCUUAAGACACAGGAGCAGAAUUAGGUCAUUCGGCCCAUCAAGACGCUCUGGCACUCCACAAUGGCUGAUUUAUUUCCCCUCUUAACCCCCAUUCUCCUACCAUCUCCCCGUGACCUUUGACGCCCUGUCUGAUCAAGAAACCCAUCAACCUGCGUUUUAAACAUACCCGAUGAUUUGGCCUCCGCAGCCCUCUGUGGCAAUGAAUGCCACUGUCACUGGCCUCCGGCUAAAGAAAUUCCUCCUCACGCAGGUCUUACAAGUCGGUGUAUACGUUAAAACUCAUUUAUGGGUUAUUUUCCCAGGGCAUCAAGGGACAGGAGAAAUGAGUGUGCGCGACGCGCACCCGGAGCGGAUCUGGCCCCACUCCGUUCACGGCGAGUCAAACCGGACCGCGCCUCCAACCCCAAAUCUUGUUCUUACCUACAGUACGACGAAGUCCGUGUAGUCGUGCCCCGAAGUUAGUGUAUUUCUCCAUCAUAGUUCUGAGUUCUGAUUUAUCCUGCUGGAUGCAAUGUUCAGCCCUGAACAAAGCGAACUCACCCACCACCGGUCCUCAAAGAGUUUCUCGGCUGAGCUUAACAUUCAAGAUUGUUUAACUAAUUUCCUGUAAUAAGUGUAAAGAAGAACGAAGUAACUCCGGAUCCAAUCAGCAGAAAAAAACCCCCACACACAAUAAGAUAAAGAACACAAUAAUAAAAACCAAUAAAUAUAAAUACAUAAGAUAGCUUCUAUACAUUGAUUGUAUGUCCAUAAAGUGAUGCUAGGCAUAGGAGUGUCUGUUCCUAAGGUAACCAACAGGAAAUGAUAAAGUAGUGGUGGUUGGGGGUGUGGAGGGGUGGGUUAGCGGGUGGAGGUGUUGAUCAGCCUUACUGCUUGGGGAAAGUACCUGCUUUUGAGUCUGGUGGUCCUGGUGUGGAUGCUACAUAGCCUCCUCCCUGGUGGGAGUGGGGCAGACAGUCCAUGAGCAGGGUGGGUGGGAUCCUUCAUGCUCUACCUAGGGCUGGUGAUUUGAUUUGUCCUGCUGCUUUCACUUCCCGUAUUUGUUGGAUGUAUGGUAUUCUUUAAACUUUGCAUGUUAAAACACGACUUGGCCCAUGUGCAGAGCAGGCGUUGGCCCGUACAUUGAAAAGAGAUCUUACCUACCUGAAUGUUAAGCAAUUGUCUAGCAAGAGUGUUUUAACUCUGGAGGCCAAUAUGUGUAAAUACACAGAACAGUUGAACUGAAAUGAAUUAUAAAUAAAAUUACUAAUCUUUGGCUAACUUGGCACAUGUUCUGUGAGAUUAUUUAUUAAUAGGCAUUAAAGGUAUCAUGGUAGUGACCCUGAUAUUCGGGGCAUUUUGGAAUUGAGAGUUCAACUCCUGUGCCAUGAAUCACCCGGAGGACCCUCCGGUGGGUCUGUUGCAUGAAGUAGAUCCUAAGGUCUGGAAGGACCAGUGUUUCCCAAGGACUUUUGAAUGGGUCUUGAUUAUGGGAACGAACAAUCACUCGAGUCGAGUAUGAAGAUCUCCUAAGGGGUUGUCUAUUGGUGGGUCCAUGCUGAUCCAGGAUCCACAUAUCCAAGUUGUUAAGGUAGAUUCCCUUAGUCGAAGUUGCCAAUGCUUGACCUUGUUCAACAUAAGACCUUAAGAUAUAGGAGCAGAAUUAGGCCAUUUAGCCUAUCAAGUCUGCUCUACCAUUUCAUCAUGGCUAAUCCAUUUUUCCUCUCAACCCCAAUCUUCAGCCUUCUCCCUGUAUCUCUUCAUGUCCUGACCAGUCAAGACUCUAUCAACAUCUGGCUUAAAUAUACAUAAAGACUUGGUCUCCACAGCUGCCUGUGGCAAAGAAUUCCACAGAUCCACCUCUCUGGCUGAAGUCCAUUCUAAAAGGACACCCUUCUAUUCUGAGGCUGUAUCCUCUGGUCUUAGACUCUCCCAACAUAGGAAACAUUCUCUCCACAUCCACUCAAUCAAGGCUUUUCACUAUUUGAUAGGUUUCAGUUAGAUCACCCCUCAUUCUUCUGAAUUCUAGUGAAUAUAGGGCCAGAGCCAUCAAACACUCUUCGUACGACAAGCCAUUCAAUACUGGAAUCAUUUUUGUGAACCUCCUUUGAACCCUCUCCAGUUUCAGCACAUCCUUUCCAAAAUAAGGGGCCCAAAACUGCUCACAAUAUUCCAAAGUGAGGCCUCACCAGUGCUUUAUAAAUUCUCAACAUUACAUCCUUGCUUUUAUAUUCUGGUCCUCUUGAAAUGAAUGCUAACAUUGCAUUUGCCUUCCUCACCUCAGACUCAACCUGCAAAUUAACCUUUGGGAAUCCUGCACAAGGAUUAACAUGGGGAGGCUGAUUAUGGGCAGC